Molecule: messenger RNA, 8539 nt
Organism: Episyrphus balteatus (marmalade hoverfly)
Lineage: Eukaryota; Metazoa; Arthropoda; Insecta; Diptera; Syrphidae
Gene: Ufd4
Product: E3 ubiquitin-protein ligase Ufd4
Exons: 11
Coding region: 121-8526 (2801 amino acids)
Biological process (GO): protein K63-linked ubiquitination; proteasome-mediated ubiquitin-dependent protein catabolic process; anatomical structure development
Cellular component (GO): nuclear speck
Molecular function (GO): metal ion binding; protein binding; ubiquitin protein ligase activity
Source: RefSeq, a predicted model, not a curated record
UGGAAACACUGUAUUUUUAGAGAUUACUUAUAAUUUCAUCUAGAUUUUCCUGUAAAUUUUGAAAGCCCAAUCUACAUAUAAUUUUCUGAAAGAGAAUCUUUCCAAUUUGGUUUCAAUUCUAUGGUUCUGAAUAAAUUGAAAGAACCCCAUAAACUAGAGAUGGGUGACGUCGAUCCGGAAACACUUCUGGAAUGGCUGUCUAUGGGUCAGGGGGACGAGCGUGACAUGCAAUUGAUUGCCCUUGAGCAACUAUGCAUGUUAUUGCUUAUGUCCGAUAAUGUGGACAGAUGCUUCGAGAGCUGCCCGCCACGAACCUUUCUUCCCGCCCUUUGCAAGAUAUUCCUUGACGAACUUGCACCAGAAAAUGUACUCGAAGUAACAGCCCGAGCCAUAACUUAUUACCUAGAUGUAUCAGCCGAAUGCACUCGACGCAUUGUUGCCAUCGAUGGUGCCAUUAAGGCAAUUUGUAAUCGUCUUGUUGUGGCUGAUUUAUCAAGCCGUACCAGCCGUGACCUGGCUGAACAGUGUAUCAAAGUUCUCGAGUUGAUUUGUACUCGCGAAGCUGGUGCCGUAUUCGAUGGUGGUGGCUUACAUUGUGUAUUGUCAUUCAUCCGUGACUGUGGGUCACAAGUGCACAAGGACACUUUGCACUCAGCAAUGGCUGUUGUAUCGCGUUUGUGCACCAAAGUGGAACCAAACAGUCCAUGCAUUCAGGAUUGUGUUGAAAGUCUGAGUACUUUGUUGCAACACGAAGAUCCUAUGGUGGCCGAUGGAGCAUUGAAAUGCUUUGCAUCGGUUGCUGAUCGUUUCACCCGCAAAUGGGUUGAUCCAGCUCCAUUGGCUGAGUAUGGAUUGGUGAGUGAGUUGCUGAAAAGAUUGGGCAAUGCUGCUGGUAACGCACAACAAGGAUCAAGUUCCACAUCGACUGGUCAUAAUGAUAGCUUGAAUGCGGUCACAACAACCAACAAAACACAAAGCACUGAUGCAACACGAUCUUCACAAUCGAUAUCGACAACGAUUUCGCUAUUGUCUACAUUGUGUCGAGGAUCUCCAACAAUUACACAUGACCUAUUGAGGUCUAAGCUGCCCGAUGCUAUGGAAAGAGCACUCAAGGGUGACGAACGUUGUAUACUCGAUUGUAUGCGACUAGCAGAUUUGUUGCUGUUGCUUCUUUUCGAAGGUCGACAGGCUUUGAGUAGAGUUGGUGCUGGUACACAAGGCCAACUGGCUCCUAGAGUGCGCCGAAAUGAUUCGAGUGCCGAACGUACCCACCGUCAGCUAAUAGACUGCAUUCGCAGCAAAGAUACAGAAGCACUUCAAGAAGCUAUUGAAACGGGUGGAAUCGAUGUAAAUUGCAUGGAUGAUGUCGGACAGACUCUUUUGAAUUGGGCAUCAGCUUUUGGAACACUCGAGAUGGUCGAGUAUUUGUGUGAGAAGGGUGCCGAUGUUAAUAAGGGCCAACGUAGCUCAUCGCUGCAUUAUGCAGCAUGCUUCGGCAGGCCAGGGAUAGCCAAAGUUCUCCUUAAAUUUGGAGCCUAUCCAGAUUUACGUGAUGAAGAUGGCAAAACACCUUUGGACAAAGCUCGCGAACGAGUUGACGAUGGUCAUCGUGAAGUUGCAGCAAUUUUGCAAUCUCCCGGUGAAUGGAUGUCCGCCGGGCGUAGUCACCUUAAAUCAGAAUCGGAAGAUGGCACAGCUGAGCCGCGUGGCGAUCCAGAAAUGGCGCCAGUUUAUUUGAAAUUUUUCUUGCCUUGCUUCUGUCGCACGUUCCAAGGAACUAUGUUGAGUAGUGUUCGACGUGCUAGUUUGGGACUCAUUAAAAAAAUGGUUCAGUAUGCUCAACCAAAUGUUUUGCGAGAUCUUUGCGAUUCACAGUCGGUACCUCUACCACCCAACGGGACACCAUCUCAAAAUCUUGGAACUUUGUUGGUGGAAGUAGUUGCAAGUGUUCUUGAUAAUGAGAUUAGCUACAGUUGGCCAUCAGCUAUGAUGACGAGUUCAUCGAAUUGUUCGUCGUCGCUUUUAGCAACAACAACAACUUGUAGCAAUACUGCUACAUGUAGACAAGUAGUGGCCGCCAAGAGUGGAACACUUGCGCAAUCGAAUAAACAGCAGCGUGUUGAAAAUUCACAGCUUUACAUUGUGCCGCCUCCAAAGCAAAAAGCCGAGGGGGACGAUGAAGAUGGUCAUUUAGUUGUCUUAACCAUCAUUGAAGAAUUAACAUCAAAAACACAAGAAGAAUUUCUUGAUCAUUUUGCACGAUUGGGUGUAUUUUCAAAAGUUCAAGCCCUCAUGGGACCAGAGAAUGAAAUUCAAAAUGAUAAAGUUCUUAGUUUAGUGCCAGCAAUUACCGAUGAACCGGGACCUUCUUCGGCUGUUACAGCUGUUGUAACUGAAGAUGCUAUGGAAGAUGCCAAAGAGAUUCUACCGGGAAAGGCAUAUCACUGGCGCGAAUGGAGUAUCUGUCGUGGACGUGAUUGUUUGUAUGUUUGGUCAGAUUCAGCUGCAUUAGAGCUAUCGAAUGGAUCAAAUGGUUGGUUCCGUUUUAUUUUGGAUGGAAAGCUAGCAACUAUGUAUUCGAGUGGAUCUCCUGAAAAUGGAAAUGAUAGCUCUGGAAAAGGACGUGGCAUGGACGCAGUAUCUAGCGAAGAAAAUCGUGGUGAAUUCUUAGAAAAACUCUUACGCGCCCGUUCUGCAGUUCGCCCUGGAACACCAUCACAACCUAUCCUCCCAACUGUAUCAGUACUUCGUUUAGUUGUUGGCAACUGGGUUUUACAAAGCCAAAAACAAAACCAACUGCACAUUCAUAAUUCAGAAGGUCACCAAGUGACAAUUCUCCAAGAUGAUUUGCCUGGAUUUAUUUUCGAAAGCAAUCGCAGUACUAAGCACACAUUUACCGCCGAAACAACACUCGGUCCAGACUUUGCCUCUGGCUGGUCUGUAACGAAAAAGAAGAAAAUCAAAACCAAAACUGAAGUUCAAAAGAAUCAAGUUAAAAAUUUGGCUAGGGAUCUUUAUAAUAAGUACUUUAAGGCAGCACAAGCGGUACCACGUGGUGCUGUGGCUAAACUCACAGCAAUUGUUAAAUUGAUUGAAACAGCUCUGGAAGAACAACGUAUGUCACCAAACUCAAAUUGGCAAGAGAAACUUAAUAGUGCUUUGAAUGAGCUUACAAAAUUGCUGCAUGAAGAUGGCGUUGUGAGCGCUUAUGAGAUGCACAGCUCUGGACUUGUCCAAGCAUUGGUUGCAGUUCUCUCAAAGAACUAUUGGGACAAUGGACUUUCAAGGAACCGAAUGAACAAGCUACAAAAACAACGCAUUGCAAUCUUCAAAAAUUGCAUUCUCAACAGCAAGGGCAGCGAUAAAAAGAACACUGCUGGGAUUCUUGUUCAGAAAUUAGUCUCGGUUUUGGAAAGCACUGAAAAAUUGCCAGUCUACAUGUAUGAUGCUCCUGGAACUGGUUAUGGCUUACAGAUUUUGACAAAACGUUUGCGAUUCCGUCUAGAGCGAGCUGCUUGUGAGACGACUCUAUUCGAUCGUACCGGAAGAACUUUGAAAAUGGAACCACUUGCCACAGUUGGUCAGCUGGCCAAGUACUUGUUGAAAAUGGUUGCAAAGCAAUGGUAUGACAUGGAUCGUUCGGCAUUUGUUUAUCUCAAAAAGCUAAAAGACUACAAAGCUGGCAUGGUAUUUAAGCAUGAGUAUGAUUUUGACGAAGAAGGUUUGUUAUACUUUAUUGGAUCGAAUGGCAAAACAACGGAAUGGGUAAAUCCAGCACAAUAUGGACUUGUUCAGGUUACUAGUUCAGAAGGAAAGAAUCUGCCCUAUGGAAAGCUUGAAGAUAUCUUGUCGCGUGACAGUGUCAGUGUGAAUUGUCACACCAAAGAUAACAAAAAAGCUUGGUUCGCUAUUGAUUUGGGACUUUUCUUGGUACCGAAUGCAUAUACUUUGAGACAUGCUCGUGGUUAUGGCCGUAGUGCCUUGCGUAAUUGGAUGCUUCAAGGUUCCAAAGACGGUGUCAGUUGGGUAACCCUUGUGACACACUCUGAUGACAAAAGCCUUGUUGAACCUGGUAGUACUAGUACUUGGCCAAUUGUGUGUGCUCCAGAUGAACACCAGGGUUUCAGACAUAUCCGCAUACAACAGAAUGGUCGUAAUGCUUCUGGCCAGACACACUACUUGAGUUUAAGUGGUUUUGAGAUAUACGGCAGAGUGGCAUCAGUCUGCGAAGACAUGGGCAAAGGAGUCAAAGAAGCUGAGGCUAAAAUACGUCGAGAACGGCGACAAAUCCGUGCUCAACUGAAACACAUCACGAAAGGGGCACGAGUUGUUCGUGGUGUUGAUUGGCGUUGGGACGAUCAAGAUGGUGGCAGUGAGGGAACAGUUACCGGAGAGAUUCACAAUGGCUGGAUCGAUGUUAAGUGGGAUCAUGGUGUCCGGAACUCUUACCGCAUGGGAGCUGAGGGAAAAUACGAUCUGAAACUGACCAAUUGUGAUAAUCUGUCGGUGCUUGAAGGUGGCAACUCAGUUGCCCCACUAUCGAAUAUAUCCAAGAAACUUGAGAACAAGAGUAAUGCGCUAACUAGUCGCAAGUCCAGUUCGACACCAUCACUGCCAGAGGCAACUGAGCUAAAUCGUAAUUCGGUGGCCUCUUCAGAUCAGGCAGCCUCUGCAGAUAAUCUAGCCUGGAAACAGACCGUCGAAGCAAUCACUGAAAAUGUUUUCUCUUCGGCCAAGUCAGAUAUUGUUACAACGGCCAAUCCUGAUGGAAAAGACACUAGUGGCUCUUCAGUUGGAGGUCAUCAUUCACUGCGUGAGCGGGAGAAUAUUACCGACUUAUCGGCAAUUAACAAUUCGAUGCAAGCUAUAAAUGCUAAUGUGGUAUCCGAUUUGGCCACAAUAACUGAAAAUUUAGCACUUGCCGAUAAUUUGUGCGGUGGCAGUAGCAGUGCCAAUAAUGCCGCUAAGAACACUCUAGCUGGUUUGUUGGCAAGUGGACCAAGUAGCACUGGCGCAACUCUCAUUCGACAACAAAGCUACAGCGAGGACAACAACAAAUCGUCAAACAUCGAAGCAAACAAUAAAAUGAAUGCAAGCAACUCUGUGAAUAGUAUCAGCAAGAGCCUUUUGGUUAAUCUUAGGGCCAAUUCUGGCCAACGGGUUUCACAAUUCUCCACUGAAGCAAUGGAAGUGAUUGAUAAGAUGCGUGAAGGAGUCGAUAUGAUUCGUAACAAUACAAAUAACAUUCUGUCAUCCGACAUUCUUUCAAUUCCAUCAUCCAACUGUCUGGCUUCGGGUGUGAAGAUUCCCUUGCCCAAGACUCAUGACGCAACUGGCAGUAAUGCAGUAGCUCCACCAACUGCAUCCAGUACGGGUGGCGUUGUUAUUCAAAAACCAGAUGAAGUUAUGCAUUUCAAGAAGCAACUUGUCGAAAAGCACAUGGGUGAAUGUUCAGCCGGUGGCAAAGACGAUGGCAAGAGCACUACACCACCCACAGAAAAUCCACCGCCAGGAAGUACCUCCUCAACAGCGGUAUCGAGUCAAAUGAGUGUGAGUGUACCGAACUUGACUACCACUUCGGUUUCAGAGGCUCCAGCUCAGCCAGACACAGCAACACCAACAAGAUUAUUAGAAACAUUUGCCGCCAUGGCUAGGCGACGUGCUUCGCAAGGUAAUAAUAUUCAAAACGAUCAGAAGAUCAACAAUUCGAAUUCGAAUGAGCGCAAUAAUCAAAAUUCGGGAACUGGAUUCUUCCCGCGUGGACCUACUUCAGUGACUAGUUUGGUCAAAUUGGCUUUGUCUAGCAAUUUCCAUUCGGGAUUGCUUAGUACUGCACAGAGCUAUCCCAGUUUAUCAUCAAAUAAUGCUGCAAACAAUUCUGGAUCAAACGUUGGAGGCGGAACAAAUGCAUCGCCUGGCAAUCAAGUUUCAUCAUCGAUUAAUCCAGCUCUAACAAUGAGUCUCACAUCAACAUCAAGCGAUAGUGAACAGGUGUCUUUGGAAGACUUCCUUGAGAGUUGCCGUGCUCCUGCUUUGUUGGGUGACAUGGAUGACGACGAUGAUAUGGAUGAGGAGAACGACGAUGAAGAGAAUGAAGACGAAUACGAAGAAGUUGGAAAUACCCUCCUACAGGUAAUGGUGUCCAGGAAUCUUCUUACAUUCAUGGACGAUGAAACUUUCGAAAAUCGUCUUGCCGGUGUGGGCAAACGAAAAUCAUGGGACGAUGAAUUCGUCUUGAAACGCCAAUUCUCAGCUUUGAUUCCCGCCUUUGACCCACGUCCAGGCCGAACCAAUGUCAAUCAGACAUCUGAUUUGGAAAUUUCUCCACCUGGUUCCAGUACAGAAGCAGCUAAAUCCAGUGAAUACAUAACUGUCCAACAGCCAGCUUUAUGUUUGACUCUGAAAGGACCUGGCAUCGGAGGUGUUCCAGAUGUUGAAGUUGAAUUGCGAAACAAUGAAUGGUCAAUAUUCCGUGCUGUGCAGGAGUUGCUUCAAGCAACACAGCUAAAUAAAGCAGAUAAAUUCCGCAAGGCAUGGGAACCAACUUACACAAUUGUUUACAAAGAAGCACUGCCAAGCGAUACCAGCAGUGGUGGCGACGACGAUGGUCCCAAUACCCCAGUAAUCUCGGUAAAGAGUGGAGCCUCAACUCUUUCGCCCAAUUCGCCAAUGCGUAGUGGCUUUACAACGUCAGAGAAUAUCAACUGCAGUGUAGAUGAUGUACUGCAGCUAUUGAGCCAGCUAAAUGCUUUGAAUCAAAAGGAAAGUGAAAGUGUCCGUGAGAAAGAUGACCGAAUGGAAGUCGAUGACAGUGGUACUUGUACUCUACCUGCAGAUAUGUUUAUGAGCAAGAAGAUCACUAAUAAGCUGCAGCAGCAAAUUCAAGAUCCGUUGGUUUUGUCAAGUAAUAGCUUGCCAACUUGGUGUGAGGACUUGAAUCAGUCCUGUCCGUUCCUAUUCCCAUUCGAGACACGUCAGGUGUAUUUCAAUUGCACUGCAUUUGGAGCUUCUCGAUCAAUUGUAUGUCUGCAAUCACAACGUGAUGUAACGUUGGAGCGUCAGCGUAUGCCAGGUCUAAGUCCGCGACGUGACGAUCAGUUGGAAUUCCGUGUGGGACGGCUUAAGCAUGAACGAGUUAAGGUACCACGCUCGGAUAAUCUUCUCGAUUGGGCAAUGCAAGUAAUGAAAGUGCACUGCAACCGAAAGUCGGUUCUUGAAGUCGAAUUCAUUGGAGAAGAAGGAACUGGACUGGGUCCUACCCUGGAGUUUUAUGCUCUUGUUGCUGCUGAACUACAGAGAGCAGAUUUGGGAAUGUGGUUGUGCGAGGAUGAUGAACAGAGUCUUGCUACUGAAGAUCAAUAUAUUCACUUGGGUCAAGGUUUGAAACCGACUGGCUAUUAUGUUAGCCGUAAAGAAUGUGGUCUGUUCCCGGCACCUUUGCCCCAGGACUCUGAGAUUUGCGAACGUGUAUCAAAGUACUAUUGGUUCUUGGGAGUGUUUAUCGCCAAGGUUUUGCAAGACAUGCGUCUGGUUGACUUGCCACUUUCAGAUUCAUUCCUUCAACUUCUCUGCCACAAUAAGAUCCUAUCAAAGUCUAGUGUUAUUCAAGCAGUCAAGGCCUGCGAUGAUUUGAUGAUGUCAUCGAUUAUGUCUGAAGACUCUGAACUUGCUGAUACAUGUUCCAAACUUUUGGGCAAUGAAUUCCCCGAAUCAUGUUGGUACGAUGGCGUUCUCACACAAGAUAAUCUCUCCGAAAUCGAUCCAAUUCGUGCAGAAUUUCUAAAACAACUACAAGAUAUGGUCGCACGUAAGCAGACAAUCGAAAUGGAUCCACAUUUAUCACCGGAUCAACGAAAUUUAGCAAUUGCUGAUUUGAAAUUAAUCACAAAGAAUGGAGAGGCACAAUUAGAGGAUUUAGCUUUGACAUUCACAUAUCUGCCUAGCUCACGGGUUUAUGGCUUUCCUUAUGCUGAGUUGGUACCAAAUGGAGCUGCCAUUGAUGUUACGAUACAUAAUUUGGAAGAAUAUUGUGAAUUAUUGAUGAAUUUCUCACUUCAAGAUGGUAUUGCCAAACAAUUGGAAGCAUUCCAUCGUGGCUUUUGUCAAGUAUUCCCAUUGAAUAAGUUAGCUGCAUUUAGUCCACAAGAGGCACGUAUGAUGAUUUGUGGUGAACAACAUCCAAAGUGGACAAGGGAAGAUCUCAUCAAUUAUACUGAACCAAAAUUGGGCUAUUCCAAAGAUAGUCCUGGCUUUCUUCGUUUCGUGAACGUACUUCUCGGCAUGACUGGUCCCGAACGUAAAGCAUUUCUACAAUUUACCACCGGCUGCAGUAGUUUGCCACCAGGCGGAUUGGCUAAUCUACAUCCACGCCUUACCGUUGUCCGUAAAGUGGAUGCCGGUGAAGGAAGCUACCCAUCGGUUAAUACAUGCGUACACUAUUUAAAACUGCCCGACUAUCCAACUGAAGAAAUACUAAAAGACCGUCUAUUGACAGCAACGAAAGAGAAAGGAUUCCAUUUGAAUUAAGAAAAAACAAAAA